Molecule: messenger RNA, 1954 nt
Organism: Myotis brandtii (Brandt's bat)
Lineage: Eukaryota; Metazoa; Chordata; Mammalia; Chiroptera; Vespertilionidae
Gene: SRR
Product: serine racemase
Exons: 8
Coding region: 861-1910 (349 amino acids)
Biological process (GO): pyruvate biosynthetic process; L-serine metabolic process; D-serine biosynthetic process
Cellular component (GO): cytoplasm
Molecular function (GO): pyridoxal phosphate binding; threonine racemase activity; L-serine ammonia-lyase activity
Source: RefSeq, a predicted model, not a curated record
AUUAAAAUAGACACAUUUCUGGAAAAAAAAAAAAGAAACCUAAAGAACAUCCUCUUGGAAGUCUCAUAAGUAAUUCAAACUUAGCUCAUCAAAUCACUGAUUUUCUCUAAAAUAUUUGUUCCUUCGUCAGUCUUAUAUCUUAAUAAAUUAUACCACCAUCUAAGUCAAAACCCUGGAGUUAUCCUUGUCUCCCUCAUUCCCCACAUUCAAACCAAUAUCAGGAUAUGUCUCUUCUAUCUCUGUAGUGGACAUCUAUGGAAUUCACCACCUCAACAUUCUUCCUUUUCUCUUGAAAACUCCCUCACUCUCAGAAGUAUUUUUUCUUUGUCCUUUUGUUUCUCUUUCCUUUUUUUCUUCUCCCUUCAUUUGCUCCUGUUUUUCCCACAGGUACAGAAAUUUAAGGCAAUCAUACUAUUUGGUUCACAUUACCAUCAAGGCCUUUCUUAUCUUUUCCCCAUUCCAAUUACUACUCAUGUUCCUACCCUCCUCACUUAGGUCAUCGCUCUAAUAUGUUUGAAAUAUGUCCUUGGAUAUAUCUAUGUCUUUUAAUAAUAUAUAAUGUCUUAUGUAUGUAUAUGUUUUAAAUGUACAUAAUUGACAUCAUGUUAUAGAAAUCAUUCUGUUUCUUUUUCAUGUUUCUGUGAAUACUUCUGAUGCAUAAUAUUGUCUUAAAUGCCCUCACACCCUUGGCCACUGGUCCUGGGCCAAGAUGGGCCAAUCAGAGUCCUUACCCAGAAUUUUUUUUAACUGAAACUGAGAAAGAAAAUUCCUCUCCAGUGUGGAAGCCAUAAAAUGUAAAACACAGGAGCUGUCGGCAGCCACGCGUCCUGCCAUGUGGAACUGGUCUGCGACAAAAAAGAAUGAAGCUAACAUGCAGAAAGCAGCAGAGAACAAUGUGUGCUCAGUACUGCAUCUCCUUUGCUGAUGUUGAAAAAGCUCAUAUCAACAUUCGAGAUUUUAUCCACCUCACACCAGUGCUAACAAGCUCCAUUUUGAAUCAAGUAACAGGGCGCAAUCUUUACUUCAAAUGUGAACUCUUCCAGAAAACUGGAUCUUUUAAGGUUCGUGGUGCCCUUAAUGCAAUCAGAGGUUUGAUUCCUAUCACUUCUGAAAAGCCCAAAGCUGUUGUUACUUACAGCAGUGGAAAUCAUGGCCAGGCUCUCGCCUAUGCUGCCCAAUUGGAAGGAAUUCCUGCUUAUAUUGUGGUACCCCAAACAGCUCCCAACUGUAAAAAACUGGCAAUACAAGCCUAUGGAGCCUCUAUAGUCUACAGUGAACAGAGCGACGAGUCCAGAGAAAAUAUUACCAAAAGAAUUAUAGAAGAAACUGAAGGCAUCAUGGUACAUCCCAAUCAAGAACCUGCAGUGAUGGCUGGGCAAGGGACAAUUGCCAUGGAAGUGCUGAACCAGGUUCCUUUGGUAGAUGCACUGGUGGUACCUGUAGGAGGAGGAGGAAUGAUUGCUGGAAUAGCAAUUACAGUUAAGGCUUUGAGACCUACUGUGAAGGUAUAUGCUGCUGAACCCUUGAAUGCAGAUGACUGCUACAAGUCCAAACUGAAAGGGGAACUGACCCCCAAUCCCUGUCCUCCAGAAACCAUAGCAGAUGGUGUCAAAUCCAGCAUUGGCCUAAACACCUGGCCUGUUAUAAGGGACCUUGUGGAUGAUGUCUUCACUGUCACAGAGGAUGAAAUUAAGUAUGCAACCCAGCUGGUAUGGGAGAGGAUGAAACUGCUUAUUGAACCUACAGCUGCUGUUGGAGUGGCUGCUGUUCUGUCUCAGCAUUUUCAAACAAUUUCCCCAGAAGUAAAGAACAUCUGUAUUGUGCUCAGUGGUGGAAAUGUAGAUUUAACUUCCAUAACUUGGAUGAAGCAGGCUGAAAGGCCAGCCCCUUAUCAAUCUGUUUCUGUUUAAUUUAUGCAUAAGGAAGAAAUGUGAUUCAGUUUUCCUAGACACUU